Fusarium keratoplasticum is the source of this 3024-nucleotide messenger RNA. Its product is annotated as Clr5 domain-containing protein. The transcript has 4 exons. The coding region runs from base 1 to 3024 and encodes 1007 amino acids. The record is from RefSeq and is a predicted model, not a curated record. Gene Ontology annotation, molecular function: protein binding. NCBI's taxonomy places the organism in Eukaryota, Fungi, Ascomycota, Sordariomycetes, Hypocreales, Nectriaceae.
AUGUCUCGAGCAGACAAAAUUCCCCGCUCAGAGUGGGAGAGUAACAAGGAGCAUAUCCGCGCCUUGUACCUCGACCAGGACAAAUCCCUAGAUGACCUUGUCACCUCCAUGUCCGAAGAGCAUGACUUUCAUGCCACGUUGGUAAGAGCCCAGUAUAUCCGAAAACUGGGCAACUGGAACAUGAAGAAGUACUCCAGCAAGGAGGACUGGAAACACGCCGAUACCUUGAUCAGAAAACGCAAGGUCGAGGGCAAGGACACGGAGAUUUUUAUGAAUGGCAAGCUUGUGUCAGCAAAAAAGCUGAAAAAGGAGCUUGGGAGAUAUGCCUGGCAACAGACAUGUGGCCAACAGCCUUCAGUCAAGAACUCUCUAGCAGAGGUGAUAGCCCGGACGCCACCCGCGUCCACGAUGGAAAUCACUUUGGGAUAUUCAAACCCGUUAUCCCAAUUCCAUACCCAGCUACACUGGCUCAUGACUCGCAACUCUAUAAUAGCUCCGGAUCUCGACAUUGCAAGGCCAAACCUAUCAUCUUCGCCGAGCCAAGCCGACGUUAUUCCAUUUAUAAAGAAACUCCUACUUGCUUGGUCGGGGACCAAAGCUUCCUCUAAAGCCCUCUCACUCAUCCAAGAGGAGAUGCCCCGAAUGCCCGACCUUGACACUACAGCCCAAGUUAGCCGACGUGAUGCAAAAGCGUGGUCUCUAGCUCUUGAGUGGGCUGUCUAUCGCUGCACAAAUAAUCUCCUGGAUCCCUAUCAGAUCGACGAAUUGUUGGGCUUCGCCUCAGCAAGCGGAAACCUUGCAGUGCUAAAGGCAAUAUGUCGCAUGCCCGGACCGACUACCAAGAUUCUGCUGUCAAAUCUCCUUCCGGGUGCCAUCCGUCUUCGAGACUUAGUGCUGGCUCGUUUUCUCCUUGAUCUAGGAGCUCAUCCAGAUGCCAGAGACGGGAGUUACCGGAAGACGACCCCCCUCCACACAGCAGUAGAAUGUCACGAAGAACACGCCGUGCAGUUGUUGCUUGCCCACGGGGCUGAUCCAGACCUCGCCGAUUAUACUGAUGCGACCCCCUUACACCUAUCUAUAGCUAAACCUGGAGGACUUGCUAUUGCCAAAAUGCUAGUGCAGGCUGGAGCAGACCUGGAUCUGCCGGGUUGUCGCCGUUGGGGCAAUUCGCCUCUCAUGAUCGCGGUAGCCAACCGAGACAUGGAAGCAACAAGGUUUUUGAUUGAAGCUGGCGCAGACAUGGAUUUCCUUUCGGAACGCUCUGCACUCCAAAUUGCAGUUGAAGCCCGUAACGUGGAGAUCGUCAAAUUCUUGCUCAACAAAGGAGCGGAUCCCAACAUCGGGGUCGACAUUAACGACAAAUUGGAAAGCUUCCCGACACCACUGUACUUACGGCUGCCUCUAAAAGCAGCUGUCUGCAAAAGCAAAGUCAGUGAAAGCGGUAGAAGGGUUAGCAUCGACCUGAGUCACUCCGAGCAACAGUGCCGGAGAGAAAUCAUCAACCUGCUUCUACAAGCAGGAGCUGAUGUCAAUGCGCUCCCGACGCGUGCUGGCGACGAAGUCACAGAGACUCCACUGCAAGCCGCUUCUCGAUUAGGAGACCUGGAGAUUUUCAGCCUGUUCAUCUCUCAUGGAGGAGAUAUUCAUGCCCCGGCCCUCGAGGACAAAGGAAUGACUUGCCUCCAAGCGGCAGCACACGCUGGGAGUAUCGACAUCGCCUAUCUCUUGCUACUCAUGGGAGCUGAUGUAAAUGCAGCACCCUCCAUGGACGGAUGGACCGCGCUACAAGCCGCCGCCGCCACUGGAAAGAUUGAGCUUGUCAAAAUGAUGUUGAAGUGGGGUGCAAAUAUAAGCCAAUGCUCCCCUCAAACCGCUCUCGAGGCUGCCAUCGAUUAUAAUCAAGAUGCCGUGGUCGAACUAUUGCUCGAUGCGGGAGCAGACAUCAACCAAUGUGGCAGAGUUGGGUCGGCUUUAUUCAGCGCCAUCACACAAAGGCGGCAUAGCUUACUUCAGCGGUUGAUAGCUCGACGUGCCCAUCCAGACCCCCCCGGGUGCCAUGUAAGCCCUCUUGUGGCUGCUAUCAAUCAGAAGUGGGCUUAUGCUGCUCAAUUGUUGAUCUGCGCGGGAGCCGAUGUGAACAAGCGAUGCGCCUAUCCAAGCGAAAACAGUCUCCUAGAGGGCAAUGUAAAUUGGAACUGGGAUAUAACCUCGCCGCUUAUGGCAGCUAUCGAAACAAGGGAGGUCGAGUUUGUCGAGAUGCUUCUUGAGGCCGGAGCAGAACUCAAUAACCAAGCCUCUCAUUGCCUUCAACUCGCUGUCGAAAACCGCUCCAUUGGCAUAAUCCAGAUCUUACUUCGGAAUGGUGUAAAUCUAAAUAAAUUCCCUACAGCGUUCGAAAAGACUCCUCUCCAAGUCGCAAUGCUCGAAGAAGAGGAGGAAAUCGACCUCGAGAUCGUAAAGAUUUUGAUUGCAGCCGGGGCUGAUGUAAAUUCUGUUUCCUGCGGGGAUUAUCCACUACAGAUUGUCUGCAACAAGAUUCUCGACACGGGUGAAAACGAUCAAGAGAGCAGCAGGUACUCCCAGGCUCGAGACCUGCUUUUGGAAGCCGGCGCUGAUCCUGGCCUGUUCAACCGCAAUCAUAACAACCUACAACACGCCGCCAGAGAGGGCAACAUUGUCGAGGUGCGGUCUUUCAUUUUGAGCAGGGAAGACGUCAACGAGCCAGCAAACGACGAUAGGGGUGCAACAGCUUUACAGUAUGCUGCGAUGCAUGGUCACUUGAACAUAGCUAUGUUACUGAUCGAGAAUGGAGCACACAUCAACGCUCCAGGGGCAAAGAUUCAUGGCCGCACUGCUCUUCAGGGCGCUGCGGAGAACGGGAGACUUGACAUGGUACAUCUACUCCUAGAACAUGAUGAUGAACCAAGCUUGUUAAAGGAACGUUGCCAUAACGCGGCCGAAUUUGCUGAGGAGGAAGGCCACAAAGUCAUUGCGCAGAUUCUUCGGGAAUGGAAGAGCUCAUGA